CAAAUCAUCAUUAUAUAAUAGCCGUCACCCAUAUGGUGCAAAAUGUCGAUCACAAUGGUCCAUAUUAUCAAUGGUCAAUACAAUUGUGGUAACAAUAAUGUUAUCAUUAUCGUUAAACCUGUUGCUGGCUCAUUUUCAUCAACAUCCAACCAUUGGUGUCUAUUCAUGGAAUUGGGAUCAACAUAUUUCCGAAGAACUAUUGGAUCGUUUUAUUUGUCUUCGUGCCAAAGGAUUCUUUCCGCACGAACAACGCUGUGAUCAUUUUUAUGAAUGUCGUAAUGGUACCAUUGUUAAUGAAGGAAUCUGUAGGCCUGGACUUCGUUUUGAUUAUCGUUAUCGGAAAAAACCACGCUGUAUACCAUUAGAUCAGAUUGAUUGUCGUAUUACACAAAUUGAUUAUAAUGAAUUUAAUGAUAAUCCAGAACCGACAUUCCUUUCCAAUCAUCAUUAUCAAACAGAAUCGACAACAAUGAUGCCAACAACUAUGGCGACAACAACAACAACAACAACGACCACAACUACAACGCCUUCACCACCAUUGUUAAGUAUUCAUCGUCAAAUACAUCAUCAUCAUCAUCAUCAUCAAGUCCCAUCAUCGGCGACUGCUACAAAUCAUCGUCAUCAUCAUAAUCAUCGAUCACUACCAUCAUCAUCUUCAUCACCACAUUAUCGUCAUUUUAAUUCAAUGACUACGGCCACCCAUUUUACACCUUCAUCAUCAUCAUCAUCAUCAGCUAAUACAAACUCAAGAGCAAUAUCAACAACAACUACAGCAGCAACUACAACCUCACCGGCUGCUGCCAUAUCUAUAAUGCCAACCACAACUGAAUCUCCAACAUCAUCAACAUCAUUUCAGAAUGGUCGCAAUGAACAAAGUAUCAAUCGUCAUAACCAUUAUCAACGUGCUACUACAGCUGAUACAACAGCCGAAAUGGCUAAAGCAAAUGAUGAAGAAAAUUUCCUGAAUAAAAAACGUAAAUUACUAAAAAAACCAUUAAAAUUACGCCGGCAACGAUUGCAACAUGAUGAGAUUGAAGAUUCCAAUUCGAUGUCGGCUACAACAUCCGGAACGAUCAAUGACAACAACAACAACAACAGUCAUCAUCAACGUCACCAUCAGCUACAAUCGCAAACACCACCACCACGAUUAACCGAACAGAUCCUGACACGAGCGAUUUCAUCUUUAAACUAUGAUCAAAAUCCCAGUCAACCACGGCAAAAAUCGAUCCAUUGUCCACACCCGAAUGGCUAUUAUCCGGAUCGUGAUGAUUGUAGAAAAUUUUAUGCUUGUGACGAUGGCCGAGCUUUUCUUAUGUCUUGUCCACUUGGUUUAGCCUAUGAUGAAAUGACCGGUACUUGUUCAUGGCCAGAUAUGGUUGAAGGUUGUCGUAGUGAAGAAAUGCUUCGAUUUAAUUGUCCUGAACCGAAUGAAAAUGAAAUUCUCGAUUAUGGUGAUCCACGCUAUCCAACCAGUGAUUGUCGUAAAUUUGUUGUCUGUAUUCAAUCAGAAAUACAUGGUGCUCGUACACCUCGAUUGCUUGGCUGUGAAGAAGGAUUAGUAUUCAAUCCUGAUUCACGGGAAUGUGAUUAUCCGGAAAAUGUACCUACCUGGUAA
Molecule: messenger RNA, 1615 nt
Organism: Dermatophagoides farinae (American house dust mite)
Lineage: Eukaryota; Metazoa; Arthropoda; Arachnida; Sarcoptiformes; Pyroglyphidae
Source: RefSeq, a predicted model, not a curated record